CCUCAACUGAUCAUCCGUCAAUCGACUUGAAUGACGAAAACAGGCUAGCUAUCCUGCAUAUUCUUACUUAUCCUCGUUAUCAGAACGAUACGAAACAGCUCUGUUCGUCUAGCUGCUGCGAUGGCCGACGACGCCGACGGGCAAAGGCAGGGGUCUUCGCCUGGAUCAUCAACAUCUCCUUUACCGAUCCACAGCGAGACGAGCCGUCAACUCUUUUCCAUCCUCGGUUUACCUUUGGAAGACGUCAAUAAUGUCGACUCGCAAUCAUCUACCGUUACUACUAUCAACCCGGAAUCUUAUACCAGGAAGACUCCUCAUUCGCCUUUGAGGUCGACCUGGACGAGCCCUUCAUCGAUUUCGGCGCCAAAGGAUAGAUCACCACCGAGCUUGAAUUCGAGUCCUUUGAGUCAGAUCGGCGUGCGGACGGACGGACAUGGCGAGCACGAUAAUAUCACACCGACCAGUAUCGAAUCGUUCGAAGAACAACAACAACAGCAUCGUUACUCAUUGAGAGGGACGCCGUCGUCGAGAGUCACCUCAUCCGGUUCGGGCUGGAGGUCUUUUUUCCGCUCACCGGAUAUGGCCGAAGGGUCUGCCUCUAGAUCGACGUCGUUGAACAAUAAUGAUGUGACGUUCUCUUCGCCUCUGUCACAUCGAAAGCAUGGUCGUGACAGGGAUGAUCACGAGGAGGAUCGUGAUGAGCUAGAAGAUUCGGACGAGGUCGGACAUGAUACGGCGGGGACCGAGCUCGAAGAGACCCAGACGGACGUUCCAGUGCAGAUACAGAUGCAGACCUUGGACCCGUCGUUGCUAAACACGACGGUAGCGGACACUCUGAAACGCGAACAAAGCGACGAGGACAGUAUGGAUAUCGGGAUGGACGUUUUUGGAUCGUCAAAGCUGGACAAGCAGGUCAUGUUGUUCCCGGAGUCUCCUACUAGAACUACCGAUCUUGAGCUCGAGCGAGAGACAGGACCAUUUGCGGGUCCGGCAAGAGGACUCAAGGGAAGAGCGUCUCAUCGGAUUUUGACGCGGCCAUCGGAACUGGGCUCAAAAGGCUUGAGCAAGAAGGAUUUCGAUUCGCAAGAGACGAUCGUCCCGAGCGAUUUUCAUCGACAACAUAUGCUACAGCAAUCUGGUAGUCAUUUGAUCGGUACGAGUGGGAGCGCUAGUACGAGUAGGAUCUGGGAACCGGUCGAUUGGGAGAACUUUUCUCCUCACGGCGAAGAGGUACCGACGGUACACGAAGGCUCGAUGUUGUUGCUCCCGCCGCCUUCUUCGUCACCGACAUCAACAUCUUCGCCCAGACAUAGACCUAAACCGCUGGAAAAUUCUUCUAUGAGAUCCACGUUGGGGACGAGGGUCGGAUCGGAGGUUUACUGGAACUUGUUCGAUGGAGUACCGAGGUACGAUCAAGGACCGCUAUCGGCGUCUACCAAUUCCAAUUCGGCGACUUCUACUACGGUCGAUACUUCGUUUUCGGGUACGGCUUCAACGUCCACUCCAGCCUCGGCUUCGGCUUCUGACGGGCAACAUGGGAUUGCGACGAAUCAUCUCAUUCAAGGGUUUACCGGGUUUACUCUACCAGGAAUGAACACGCUAUCGUCGGAUCCCGAAUACGAUUCGGAUGAAGCCGGAGGAUCGUCCUUGAUGCCGCUGGGAAACACUCAACGACCCGGUUCGAGCGGUUCUGCGGCUUACUUGUCGACGUUCGCUGAUCCUCCUAAUACGAAUCCGGCCAAACGCGCCGGGCCGAUCGAGAUCGUCGUCGAUGAUGAAGGCGUCGCAGGCAUGACCGAAGCGAGCGAGGAAGGUCGAACGUCUGUCACCGGACCUAUCAGGAGUACGAGACGAUCUACUCGAGAAAGGAGGGCAGUAGAAUCCGUUGUUUACCCUUCUACUGCCGAGUCAUCCGCGCGUCCGGCGAAAAGAGCAAAGAGGACCAAAGUCGCGGGUCCUGCUAAUAAGACAAACAACCAUAACGAGAAAUAUGACAGCAAUAACGCGCUUCUCAAGCCAGCUCGUCCGCCUGGCGACCGUGGACAAGGUAGGAAACCUAGCUCUGCACUUGCUUCUCCCGAAGAACCGGAUUCACCUAUGGGAGACGGCAACGAAUUGCGAGACCCUGAAGAGAUCGCCGCGAAAAAGGCGAGGAGACGCGAGAUCAACCGGAAGAGCGCGAGGACGUUGAGAGAGAAACGAAAGGCCGAAUUAGAAUCCGCCUGGGCCGUUGUCGAUCAGCUUAGGGAUCAGGUGAGAGUGCUCACAGACGAGGUCAGGCGAGAGAGGGAAUGGAGGGUCGUCAUGCAGAACGAGUUGGUCAACCGCGGAGCCGAUCUUGCAGCCAUGGGCGUGGACGUGAAUUUCGCUCCUGCACCUUUGACGCAGACGAGCGUGAUUUCGGACAUGAUGAUGCAAGUCGACUCCAAUUCGGACAGCGAUGCAUGAACUCGGUCGAUAUGCUGCCGACCCUAGGACCGACCCUUCAAGAAGAUCCAGUCCAUUCUCCGCAAUAUAUCGCGGCUCCUUCUUCAGGAUCAUAUUUACGCGCCUGAACCUUUCUGCUUCUUGAUCAUGCCUACGACCAAAGCGAAUAUACGUCAACUCUUCAUCAAGCUUUCCGCAAGCUCUCUUGCCCAACGAUAUACGAACGCAGAUAAGCCGCCUCUCCAGAAACCCAUACCCGCUAGACUCAGGAAUAUGCUGGAACGCCGAAACAUGAAGGCAGUAGAUAACGCAACGAGAAGGCGAUAUUUCUCUUGGGCCGGGCUCGAACGUGACUUGUGACAGAUUAUUAAUUUCGAUAUGAU
This is a messenger RNA of Filobasidium floriforme, 2810 nucleotides long. RefSeq lists its product as uncharacterized. The coding region runs from base 121 to 2448 and encodes 775 amino acids. The record is from RefSeq and is a predicted model, not a curated record. The transcript has 3 exons. NCBI's taxonomy places the organism in Eukaryota, Fungi, Basidiomycota, Tremellomycetes, Filobasidiales, Filobasidiaceae.